UGACUUUUGAAUAUUUACCAGCUGGAGAGGAUGGAGCUGGAGGUGCGAGACCUGGAGCCACAGCAGAGAGAAAGAUCAGGUGGUCGUAUUAAGAGCUACCAAGUCGAGCUGAAACGCUUGGAGGGGGAGUUUAUACGUUCUAGGUCAUCCUCGAAUGAAGCUAGCAUGAGGUCAGAGCUCCUGGAGAGUGGGCAUGCAGGCCUAAGUGCGGGAGAGGAACAGCGGCAGGCUCUUUUGGACAACGGAGAUGUCUUAGAACGCACGUCUAUGAAUCUUACACAGGGUCACAAAAUAGCUCUGGAAACGGAACAUAUUGGAGCACAAAUCCUUAAUGAUCUUCAUAGCCAAAGACAAACCAUUAGUCGUGCUAGAGAGCGGCUGCGAGAAACGGACACAGACCUGGACCAGAGUUCCCGCGUGCUCAAUACAAUGCUACGGAGAGUGUUACAGAACAGAUUCAUCCUCAUCGCUGUUUUUGUUGUCCUCUUUAUUGUCAUAGUCAUUGCUAUAUAUGUAUCUUUUACUAGAGACUGAUAGCUCCCUGUUUAUUAUAAAAAGGUGUUCCCACUAUAAUUUUAUGUAAGCUCAUAUUGUAUUUUUCAGAAAUAUAUAUUAUACUCUUUAAAA
Penaeus vannamei (Pacific white shrimp) is the source of this 627-nucleotide messenger RNA. It is a transcript of the gene Vti1a, whose product is annotated as Vesicle transport through interaction with t-SNAREs 1a. Gene Ontology annotation, biological process: intra-Golgi vesicle-mediated transport; macroautophagy; intracellular protein transport. Gene Ontology annotation, cellular component: SNARE complex; endoplasmic reticulum membrane; late endosome membrane. Gene Ontology annotation, molecular function: SNARE binding; SNAP receptor activity. NCBI's taxonomy places the organism in Eukaryota, Metazoa, Arthropoda, Malacostraca, Decapoda, Penaeidae. The record is from RefSeq and is a predicted model, not a curated record.